CAUUAUUCAAAUAAUUCAACCCCCUCCUCCACUCUAACGGUCCAUUUCCCACUAAAAUAAACCCAACCCAUCACUAAAAAAAGAAAAAACAAAAACAAAAACAAAACAAACACAGAAACCCACCUCCACCAUCCAUUGCAUUUUCUCUCUAUUACUCACUCUCUCUCUCAAAGACUAAAAAAUUUAAUGGAGUCUGCUAAUAAUGUGCAACAUGUAAACAAGAAGUCCUCCGACGAGUUACUGAGAAAGUUUGCCGAGAUGGGUUCGGAUUCAGGAGAAAAGGCUCCACCGAAGAAAGAGCUCCGGCUAUCGAAACGACGCCGGACGAGAAGCCGAACAAGUGGUGGAUGUGAAAGCCCAUUAAAUGGUACCAAUAGCUUAGUGGAGAGGAGGUCUUUGCUUCCUCCUGGUGGCAGCAGGAAAUCGGCAUUGCUAAGACAGCUUGGGAUUCAUGGCAGCUCUCAUCUCAGCCUCAGGGCUAGAGAUUUUAGGAACAAAUCUCUCUUGGGCACAAUUGAGAAGACAUGGCGUAGAACCAUAGAAGGUGCUUCGAAGGUCUUUAUGGAAAAGCAUUACAAUCGCCACAAGCGUUUGAUAAAUGAUAUGGUCUAGCCUCAGAAGGCCCUUUCUUCUAGCAUAUUGAUCAGGAACUCAGGGGAGAAGGAAAAAAAAGAAAGAAAAAGAAAAAAGAAGAAACAAAACAAAACACUACUCAGCCUCUGUAAAUUCCACAUCAAAUUUUAUAUUUAUUUAUUCUUUUGAGAUAUUGUUUCUUUUAUGUAUGAGAAAUAAAUGAAAGUUGAACCCCACAAUUUAGAUUCA
This is a messenger RNA of Ziziphus jujuba (common jujube), 822 nucleotides long. RefSeq lists its product as uncharacterized. The record is from RefSeq and is a predicted model, not a curated record. Bases 187 to 612 code for a protein of 141 amino acids. Lineage: Eukaryota; Viridiplantae; Streptophyta; Magnoliopsida; Rosales; Rhamnaceae. The transcript is spliced from 2 exons.